This is a messenger RNA of Aspergillus affinis, 468 nucleotides long. RefSeq names its product cofilin. Gene Ontology annotation, cellular component: cytoplasm; actin cytoskeleton; actin cortical patch. Bases 1 to 468 code for a protein of 155 amino acids. Gene Ontology annotation, molecular function: actin filament binding. NCBI's taxonomy places the organism in Eukaryota, Fungi, Ascomycota, Eurotiomycetes, Eurotiales, Aspergillaceae. Gene Ontology annotation, biological process: actin filament severing; actin filament depolymerization; cell motility. The record is from RefSeq and is a predicted model, not a curated record. The transcript is spliced from 4 exons.
AUGUGUUCAAUCAAGAUCCCUUCAGGGCAUAGUGUGAGUAUCACCGACGAAUGUCUCGACGCAUUCCAAGUCCUACGCAGUGGACGUGGCUGCAAUAAGCUCCAAUAUUUGAUUUUCAGAAUCGCCGAUGAUGAAUCGUCUGUGGUGGUCGAAGAUUCCUCCUCUGAGCCUAAUUACGAGGUUUUUCGUCGGAAGCUAUCAUCGGCAGUAGAUGGUCAAGGACGACCGAUGCCGAGGUACGGGGUAUACGACGUAGAGUAUGAUCUUGGUCAAGAUGGGAAAAGGGCCAAGACGGUCUUCUUCACAUGGGUCCCACAGAACACCCCAUUGAAGCUGUGCAUGAUGUAUGCCAGCACCAACGAACAACUGAAGAAUGCGCUGAAUUUGAAGAUCUUUAUCCAUGCGGAUAGUGCCGACGAGUUGGAAUGGAAGAAUGUAUUGAACCAAGCAAGCGGAGGGAGAGUAUAA